Messenger RNA from Saccharomyces kudriavzevii IFO 1802, 408 nucleotides. It is a transcript of the gene OM14, whose product is annotated as Om14p. The transcript has 2 exons. Gene Ontology annotation, cellular component: mitochondrial outer membrane. The record is from RefSeq and is a predicted model, not a curated record. Gene Ontology annotation, molecular function: nascent polypeptide-associated complex binding. Bases 1 to 408 code for a protein of 135 amino acids. NCBI's taxonomy places the organism in Eukaryota, Fungi, Ascomycota, Saccharomycetes, Saccharomycetales, Saccharomycetaceae.
AUGUCUGCAACUGCUAAACACGACAACAACGCUGGCCCAAACGCCAACCCUGAAGACGGUCACCACCAUAAUAACAAGAAGGAAUGCGCCAUUGAGCGUCUAAAGGCACAGCUAAACAGUGUCUCCGCGGCCGCUUGGAGCUACUUUCAGGCCGUCGUGAGCAAGAGCCAGGACGUGGCCAAAGUGUGUCUUCUAGAACUGCAAAACCCGGUUGUGCUUGUCAAUUUGCUGCUACACUCCUCCGUGGUAUGCUACCUCUGCAACGGCUAUGCUAACCACAACGUGAGGUUUUUGAAGGGCAAGCCCAACUCCACCGUCUUGGCGACAACCACCGGUGUCCUGGGUCUUUUGACGCUGGACGGUAUAAUUUCCAAGAAGUACUAUUCUAGAUUCGACAAAAAAAAAUAA